AAAGAUUUCUUUCCGCCAGUUUCAAAACAAAAACUUCACAACUUGUCCGUUCUUGUAUUUUGGCGAGAUCAAGUCUGUUUCUAUGUCUUAUUUACCAAAUAUAACAAAUAUAAAGCAAUUAGUAAACAUCAACUGGUUCAAUUCUAUGCACAGACUGCAAUCAUGAUAAUUACAUUCUUCAUCACCAACGAUUAUUGGUGAUAGCAGGUACAUGAUUUGAAGUUAGAAUCUCAAGAAGUUGAUUGACAUUGAUAUUUAAGUAUCAUUUGAAAAUGUCGUCAAAAGAAACAAUAAAUACAUCUGAGAAGUUGAAGAAUCUGCGGCGGCGGUUGGAGCAGCUUGGUUAUAAGGAUUCUCUUGGAAUUGAAUCUUUGCCAUUGGUUGAACGGUUGUUUGUGGACCUGCUGAAGACAAUUGAAGAUCUUCGUAAGAUCAAAGUAGAACAUUCCAGAAAAAGUGAUGCAGAAGAUCCAACAAUUGUUGACUCCUAUAAAAAUGAUAAUGCUAAAUUGGUUAAAGAGAAUAAUGCUUUAAAUUUGAAACUUCUUAAAGCAACAGAACAAAAUAAUACUGCUAUGAAAGAUCUCAAGUCUUCCCUGCGAAAAUCUGAGCACACACUUGCAGAUAUAAAGUUCUUAAACAAUCAAUAUUUACAUAAGAUAAAGUUAUUGGAGAAAGAAUCUAAAGAAAAAUCAGACAGAAUUCAACAACUGCAAGAGAAAAACUUCCAUGCUGUGGUUCAAACCCCAGGUGGCAAAAAGAAGAAUAUUCCGUUCCGUCGGCAGCGUAUGGUGGUUGAUUGCCUGAUACCUCCAGCAGAACCUGAUUUACCAUCUCCGCCUCCAGUUCCUGAUCCAUAUAUAGCAGAUAUGCUGGAAACAGCCGAUAAACGGAUUGCAGAAAAUGAGGGACAAAUUACAGAAUUGAAAGACAACAAUGAAUUAUUGGAAAGUAAAUUGGAGGCUUUUAAGGAACAGGUUUCUGCAAGAGAUGAUGAAAUAGACAGAUUAAACAAAAUGUUGAGUGGAGGCCGACCAUCAGAUACAUUGGCCCUUGAGGUCAAAAACAGAGCCAAUGAAAAGAUGAUUUCUCACCUUAACAUCCAGGUGGAUAUCUUGCAAGAACAGAACCGAGAAUUACAGCAACGUCUUCGGGAAAGCACUGAGAAGAGAGAUGAUGUCCAGGAUGAGGUGAUUAAGUUGAAUAAGAAGAAUGCUGACCUCCAAUUGCAGAUGAGAAAUAUUGACCGUAAAGCUAAACUGUUGCAAAAUGAUAAGGAAUAUGUAGUGAAAGCAGCUGACUCUGAAAUACAUGUCGCAAAGAAAGAACUACUUAAAUCACGGCAACAACUUGACGAUUUAGAUCGUUGUAUAUCACAGCUGAAGUCUGAGAAUGAACAGCUCCAAAUGGAAUUGGAAGAUUCAGAGACUCAGAACAGCAAUAAAACAACCAGCCUGAAGAAACUGGAGAUGUUGCUGGACAAAGUUCAAGAAGAAAAACGUCGCAUGAUACAUAAAGUGAAUAAACUAACGGCCAACGAGAAAGAACUGAUUUUAGAGAAUGAACAGCUAAAGCACAGAGGCGCCAUAACCAAAAAAGGUAAAGUUCCACCUCGAGUCGAAAGUUUGAUUAAAACUCUUGAAGAAGACCGAAACUAUUACCGUGACCAAGCUGCGAGUCUACAAAAGACGAUACAAAAUGAUUCGAGUGGAAACAGCAAUCGGAAGAUCACCGGUGGGUCUAGACUGACUAGGUCCAGGUCAGCAAGUCCUAAUAAAGAAAUGAUAUCUCUUCCUGAUAAACUUGACAAGAAGACAAUUUCUCAUUAUGAACGAAUAUGUCAGUUGUUGGAGCAAGAACGUGAUUACUUUAAAUCCGAAUACGAACAGCUGAAAGCUAUCAGGAGAUCCACGAGUCCCAAACGUCCUCAAUCUAACAAGAACCAGAAUUUCAAUGACGAAGAAUUGCAGAAAGCAAGAGAAGAAAGGGACAAGAUGAAAGACAUGCUUGAGAAAUUUGAACGUCAUAUGAACGAGGUUCGUGCCAAUGUAAAAGUGUUGACUAAAGAACGAGACAACCUCAAAGACAUGUAUGAUGGAGCCAAGGAGGAACUCCAGAAAUUGAGACGAGAAAUACUUCGGUCUCCUAAAUCACCCAAAACAUCGUUAGCUGCUCAAGCCGUGUUGCGCCAAGUGGAGAAUGAACGAGACAAUGCCUCAGCUGACCUUCAGAGAAUAAUGACGGAGAGAGACAGCUUACAAGAAAGGCUUCGGCUGUCCACAGAUUCAUCGUUAACCGAACGAGCUCAUCUGGAACAGAAAGUGGAAGAUCUCAGUUGCCAGUUAAGUCUAAGUGAAGUUGAGCGAGAUGAGUUGCAGUUACGUGUCAACAAUCUGAAAGAUGACGUCCAUUCGUUGGAAGAGCGAAUCAAGAAUCAGGCAGUUCAAUAUCAGGAUUCACAGGAAGAACUUUCCAAACAAAGGAUGACAGCAACACAAAUGAGACUUUUAGCUGAAGAGGCAGAGCGUUCUUUGUCUGAAAUCCAACGCCGUUUAAACCAUCGUGAAGAAGACAUUCGUAAUCAAACGCACAAAAUAAGCAAUUUAGAAGAACAACUGCAAGAAUAUGAGAAAGUUUCACACCAGAGUCGCAAUGAAAUCAACCAGCUCCAGUCUACGAUUAAUGCCAUGGAUCGAGAGAAAGAUUCUUUACAGAUGACUGUUGAUGAAAAAACAGAACGUUUGGCUGUUUUUAGAGAGGAACUUCUUGCAAAGGACAGAACCAUAAGCGAAUUUAAAGUGCAAAUCAGUCAGCUUGAAUCUCAGCUUGAACAUGUGAACAGCAGUCUUUCUCUAAAAGAACGUGAGAUGAAGAGUAUAAAGAGGCAGCUUGAUAAGAUGUCUGAUGAAUUCAAUGAAACCAGUCGCAAUAAAGAUGCAGUUCUACGUGAGAAUAAACGGCUUCAAGAAGACUUAGCUGUAAUGACCAGUGAAAAUCAAGUCAUCAAUAAAGAUCUGCAAAAUUGUUUAGAAGAGAAAGAUUCUUUAAAGAAGCAAAUUCAAAGCUACAUGAUGGAAGUGCAAAGAGUUGGCGAUUUGCUGUCAUCAAAGGAACAGGAACGCUCUGACUUGUUGGAGCAAUAUCGUACUUUGUCUGCUGAAGCGGAGCAGUACCAAAAUACCAAUCAUCAACUGGAGACUGAGGGUUCAAAUCUUCGUUUAGAAGUUAUUUCGAAAGAAUCUGAAAUUAGAAUGCUUAAAGAGAAGAUGGAACGCAUGGAUAUAGAAAUUCAUGAGCACCUCGGAGCACAGCAAGCUUAUGAACUCCAAGUUUCCAAUUUGAAUCGUACUUUGUCAAAACUAGAAGAGAAUCUUCAGCAGUAUGAUGAUGAGAAACAAAAUUUGACUCAAGAUAUUAAUGCUGUCCGAGAUCUUUGUUGCCGCUUGGAAGCAUCCAAAGAGUCAUUACAGAGACAGGUUACAGCUGUUUCUGUGGAAAAAGAACAGUUACAUUCCCAAAUCCUUGAUAUGAAACAAGAGGCCGACACAUUACGCGAACAGCUUUCUACCGAAAGAAAAAGUGUUAAAAAUUUGGAAGAAUUGCUUCAGAAUAACAGAGAAAAGGAAUUCCAUUCCCAAUUGGAAUUUCAAGAACGUAAUGCUGAACUGAAACAGUUAAAAGAUCGAUUGACUCUUAAUGAAAGUAAACUUCAAAGCCAGAGCAGAGACAUUGCUUCUCUUCGGACAAGGAAUAUUGAACUGGAAGGAGAUAUAGAACGCUUCCGACGACAGCUAACCAGUGAGAAAUUUGAACGUGAGCGUGCUGUACAAGAACUUCGUCGUCAUGGUAUUUCCCCACCAAUUACUGGAGAUUAUUCAAGUAUUUCCAGAUCCACAAGUCCAUCCAAAUUCUCCAAAGCAAACAAUCUGAGCAGUCUCUUAACGCCUCCUGUGAGCUCAGUCAGUGAGAAGACCACGGUUUUAGGGAAAGGUACCAAGUCACUUUAGACAGACCAAAGUUUAGUAUUUCCAACGUUAUCUCCUUCUUCCACUGAUGCUGCUGUAUAAGACCAGGAUUGGAAUCUAGUAACGAUGUUUAUUAACGAGUGUCUGACUCGCAAACUUAGUUGAACCAUAGCUAGUCUUAGUGAAGGGUAUGUACCAGAUCGGAGAGAGAGAGAGAGAGAGAGAGAGAGAGAGUGUUUGUUACUACAUCACACGACACACACAUGCACAGCAAACAUACAAAUACACACACACAACACAUACAUGCAUAUAAACACACACACGCGCACAUACUCACACACACACACAUAUUCUAAAGUCUCAGUUUCAUGGCUUCUUCUUUCCCUUAGAAACUUUUUCAUAAUUAAUAGAUUCAUUUUUUUACAAUUUUAAUUAUCAUUAACCUUGUAUAUUAUUGUACAGUCUUCUUGCAGGAGUACACAGGGUGUCCAUAAAUUACCUUUACAAUUUGAAGUGUGGAAGUUGUUAAGAUAAUGUAUGGACACUCUGUAUAUUUGUGUGUGAUGUAAUGUAUAUUGAUAUGUAUGCAUGCUUGUGUGUUUGUUUAUGUGUGUGUGUGUGUGCAUGUUAGUGUGUCUUUGAUAGAGUCCCCAAUAUAAUUAAUUACUGAUCAAUAUUUUGUUGGCCCCCACCCCCAAGCCACCUUCUUCUGUUUCAUGAUAACCUCGAUGUCCAUGUCCCCUUUCCAGAUCAUUUUCUGUUACCCUAACAAAUUGUAUUCCCCUUUCCUCCCCGUCCCCCACCUCAAUAUUUCAAGAUAUUCUUUACCAACUGAAGUAAAUUGAUGUCUCUUAGGUUUCACACUCAAUUCUUCCUUCUUUCUAUCCCACACCGGAGAUUGCUUUCCAAUUCUCAAAGACCUUUCAAAUUAAAAAAAACAAACAAAAUGGCUUCUGUUGUGUUUUAGGAAUUGUAAAAUCUCAAUUAAACAAAUAAUUGUAUUAAUAAGCUAAGAAUGUUUAUUAGGCAUUUAUUGAUAAGCUUGGUUUGUUUAGAGAAUAUAUUUGUAUAUAUGUAUAUAUAUUUAAUGUGUGUUUGUUGACCUGAGUGAUGGCAAAGAGCAAUGAGUGUGAAAUGUAUAUAUAAUGUGAUAUUAUGUAUAUAUUGACUAUCAAGUGUAUAUAAUGUUUGAUGUAUAUGUUAAGUAUUGUAUAUUAUACACUGUAUAUAUGUGAAUAUGUUCAUUUACAUUUUGUUGUUAGUUUAUGAACAUCUGUGUAUGUAUGUGUGUGUGUAUAUAUAUAUAUGUGUGUGUGUGUACAUGUGUGUGUGUAUAUAUGUGUGUGUGUGUGUGUACAGUGUAAAACUCAGAUGAAGAUAAAAUUGAAUAUGUUAUGUAAAUAGAGUGUAGAUUGAUUCAUUAAAGAAUUGACUGCGUGCAUGUGUGUGUGUGUGCAUACGCAUGUGUGUGUGUAUGAAUAUAUACUCAUGGAUGUGUAUGUGUGUGUCUGUGAGUAUACAUAUUUAUUUGGGAUGUAUGUAUAUAUUGAUGUUUUGUUCUCUCUAUGUACUUGUUUGUGUUUGUGUGUGUGUCUGUAUGUGAUAUGUACUUUGUUGUGUGUAUCCGUAUGUGUAAAUAUGAUAGGUUGAUACUCCAUUCCAGAUAAAAUUUCCCCCAAAUUCUAGAACUCAUUUUCUACAUUAGCUGUCCUGAAGCAUAUAGAAUUUAAAUGUCCAAAUACUCAACAGGACAUCAGUUGUGGAUAUAAAGUAACAAGCUAUGAUAACUAAAACUGUUUUCAACUUUUAAGUCUAAAAAGAUUAAUAUUUUUUAAUUAAUGUUAUCGAUUAAAAGUUGUUUAAUUUUCCCUUCCAGACAUUCCAGUAACAUCUUUCUACUCAACCCUUCUAAUCUCAUCAAUGUUUAUCAUAUGAUUGAUUGUUUGAAAACUGUUUUGGAAUCAAUAAAUUUUUUCCUCUGUCUCUCUCAGACUAUAAACUCUGACCUUUUAAAUCAUGACCUAUUUUUACAUCAUUCUUAAUCCCUUAAUGUAUGUCUUGAGCCUUUGAUAUCUGGAUCUUGACCCUUGAGACUUUGAUAUAUAAACCUUGAUUCACUGAUGCAACAAUUUUCACCUGUUUUAAUCGAUAACAUACUAAACAAAUUGCCAAAACUGUUAUGACAUACCAUGACUAUUUUAAAUGUUUUAUUCUUUUUAUUACAUAGAAAAACAAAAUGAGUGUAUGUGUUGCACUUGGCCUCAAAGGAACACAUAUGCACCAAUGUUGUGCCUUAAAACACUAAAGUUUCCUAAAUACCCUGGUAUUUUCUGAGUCACCUCAAAGACAUGCAGCACACCUGCAGGCAAUCUAUGGCACAAUAAUCCCCACAAAGCACAUUGAUUGACAAUUGCUACAUCAAUAUAUAAGUGUUGAGCCUUUGAUGUAGGGGGAUGUGGAUCCAUUAAUAGAUAGAGUCAAUGACUUUAUAUUACACCAUGCUUUCAUACAUUUCAUCAUAUAUAAACAUUACCAUGUUCUUCAACAUAUGAAAGGAAUAUAUAUAUAUAAAAGCACGGAAGGUAAAAGAUAUAUAUGCAAAUAAAAGUACAAAAUAUAUAGAACGG
This is a messenger RNA of Octopus bimaculoides (California two-spot octopus), 6592 nucleotides long. RefSeq names its product centrosomal protein of 135 kDa. The record is from RefSeq and is a predicted model, not a curated record. NCBI's taxonomy places the organism in Eukaryota, Metazoa, Mollusca, Cephalopoda, Octopoda, Octopodidae.